CUACAGAUAUAGCUCAAUAAGCUCUUCCAAAUUCAAACUCGAGAGAAAGUGAUCAGAGUUUCGUCCUGAUCACACUUAGCCAUGUCUUACAUGAUCUUGGUGUUUUUCCUACUCCACCUAAAGCUCGCACAAUCCAGUACUACUGCUAGCGAUGAUUUCAUCUUUUACGGAUACAGCAACAAAUCCUUAGAGCUGCAUGGCGAUGCUAGGGCCCGGGCCGAAGGCUUUAUUAAGCUGACCGAUGAUGGUCUUAACCAGGAAGGCUAUCUCUUCUACUCCCAACCUCUCCGGUUCAAGAACUCAAACAAUAGUGCUUUCUCCUUCUCUACUUCUUUCCUCUUCACAAUAAUCUCUCACGAUCAAUCACUAAGUGGCCAUGGAAUUGCCUUUGUCAUUUCACCUUCAAAAUCAUUCCCCGGAGCCCUACCCAAUCACUAUCUUGGGCUAUUCAAUGACACCAACAACGGAAAUCAGUUCAAUCAUAUUGUUGCAGUUGAGCUAGACACCAUCAGAAGCCCCCAGUUCAUGGAUAUCAACAAUAACCAUGUUGGGAUCGACAUCAACGGCUUAGAGUCCAUUAAUUCCAGUCGAGCAGGUUAUUACACAGACGGAGUUGCAGUUGCAGAUGGGUUUAGAGAUCUAAGGCUGGUAAGUGGAGAUCCAAUGCAAGUGUGGGUGGAAUAUGAUGGUGUAGCUAAACAACUUAAUGUUACAGUAGCUCCUUUCAACAUGACUAAACCCCAUUUUCCUCUCCUGUCCUUAGCACUUGAUCUUUCACCAUACAUCUUGGAGAAUAUGUAUGUAGGUUUCUCAUCAUCUACUGGUUCUGUUCCUGCAACUCAUUAUUUACUGGGUUGGAGCUUCAAGAUGAACGGGCAAGCUCAAUCUUUUAACCUUUCACUUCUUCCUGAUGAUCUCCCUCGAAAUGAUAAGAUUCCUACAAGUGUACAAGCAGAGGAAAAACACAAGAAGAAACCGAAGGUUUUGGCUUGGCUGCUGCCGUUGACUGCAGUUCUCUUUCUGCUGGCAGCCAUGGCCAGUGGCCUUUUGACUUAUCGAAGGAAGAUAAAAUUCAGUGAAGUACUCGAAGAUUGGGAGGUCCAGUACGGGCCUCACAGAUUCAGGUACAAGGACCUGUUUGUUGCCACCAAAGGCUUCAAAGAGAAAGAGCUUCUUGGGAGAGGAGGUUUCGGUGAGGUCUAUCGUGGGGUGUUACCCAGUUCAAGGGUCCAAGUAGCAGUGAAGAAAGUUGCUCAUGAUUCAGCACAAGGAAUGAAAGAGUUCAUUGCAGAGAUUGCGACGAUCGGCAGGCUCAGGCACCCAAACUUGGUACUUCUACUGGGCUAUUGCAGGCGCAAAAGAGAGCUCCUCCUGGUUUACGACUUCAUGCCCAACGGGAGCCUCAACAAGUUCAUCUUUGAUCAACCCAAGAUGAUACUGAGUUGGGAACAAAGGUUUAAGAUCAUCAGGGACGUCGCUUCUGGGCUUCUCUACUUGCAUCAUCAAUGGAUGAAUGUGAUCAUUCACAGAGAUAUCAAGGCUAGCAAUGUCUUACUAGACAGCGAGAUGAAUGGACGGUUGGGGGAUUUUGGGCUAGCCAGAUUAUGCGACCAUGGAAUUGACCCUCAGACCACCCACCUAGCAGGCACUCUGGGUUAUAUUGCACCAGAGCUUGCAAGAACAGGGAAGGCCAAUACAAGAACAGACUUGUUUGCGUUUGGUGCAUUUCUGCUCUCUGUCGCUUGUGGGAGAAGACCAGUGCAACGAGAAGCGGCACCGGAGAGGAUACUUCUGGUGGACUGGGUGACUGAGAGCUGGCGGAGGGGAACCAUUUUGGAGACAGUGGAUCCGAAGUUAGGCAYGGAAUAUGUGGUGGAAGAAGCUGAAUUGGUGUUGAAGCUUGGGUUGCUUUGUUCACACCCUGUGGCCGAAGCUAGACCGAGCAUGUCUUGUGUGCUGAAAUAUUUGGAAGGUGAUGCUCCGCUACCAGAGGAUUUCAGUGCAGAUGUUCUUGUGCGGGGGGGAGAGGAGGUUGUCUAUGAAACGGCCCCAUCGUCUGCUUCUACGCUAGAGAAAUUUUCUGUCCCCUCAUUAACAAUCACAGAACAAUUCAUCUCUGGAGGCCGUUGACCCAUGGCCACAGCCUGUGGCUCUUUAGCUAAGGAUCUCUUGUUUCAGGAUUUUGUGGCAAGUCCGGAUGAUCAAUUGCUCUGAAUCUAAUUAUUUCAGUUAAGCAAUUGAUGACACCUUGAGUAAGGAGGAAAACAUAUAGGUUAUGUAUUUCUUUCGGGGUUUGGUCUUUUGGACCGAGGGUAGAGCGAAUAUGGAUCUGAUUGAAUUAUUUGUGUGGAAUUCAUGUAAUUUUUGGUGUUUCAUUCACUAAUCAAGUCCAUUUGCAUUUUAAUUAGACUGGAUUGGACUUGAUUUGUAUGGACUUGUACUGGAUAAUUGGGUUAGGUCCAUUUGUAAAUGAGCCCACAUCGAAUUAGACC
Molecule: messenger RNA, 2492 nt
Organism: Nelumbo nucifera (sacred lotus)
Lineage: Eukaryota; Viridiplantae; Streptophyta; Magnoliopsida; Proteales; Nelumbonaceae
Source: RefSeq, a predicted model, not a curated record